Haemonchus placei is the source of this 540-nucleotide messenger RNA. Lineage: Eukaryota; Metazoa; Nematoda; Chromadorea; Rhabditida; Trichostrongylidae. The record is from the annotation of a GenBank genome assembly.
AUGAUGCCGAAAUCCACUCGAUCUCCUGGAUCCGCUCUACGCGAACGUACUCGCUUGAUACUCGAUUGGGACAAGCCGUCUUCUCGUCACCAUCCCUACCGUAUGCGUCGUCUCAGUUGCGGAUCUACCUGCUCUUCUGACAGUUCUCAGCCGAGUCCCAGUUCAGUAAGCUCCCUUCCUGAUUCUCCACAUCCAGCUAUGCGGACCGCUCGAGACGUUCAAAUCUUCGAAAGACUUCGCCAAGUUGUGCCCACUAUCAGCUCUGAGCGGAACGCUUUCAGGAUUCUGGUUGACUAUGUGUCACAAGUAAUGGAGCUUGAACAACGUCUUGAAGAAGUAGAAGAGAAAAUUGAUAUCAAACCCCAGGUGAAUCCAGCAAUGGCACCAUGGACCACCUGUGGUUACAUGAGCAAUCGUAAGACGUCGACGGCACAUAACUCUGAGUUGUUUCCCGAUGACCUCGCCGGUGUUGACGUGAGCGCCUUCAAGCAUUUGAUCUGCUCACAACCUCUUCGUAUCGAUGCCAGUUUAUUCCAAUAA